UUAGUCCAUCACGUGCAGCACCUCUAUCUCCUCCACCAUAAACUCACGCGACCCACCCAACACCGCAUCGCCAAUGCUGUUCCUCACUCUCAUGAAGCCCGCAGGCAUAUAGUCGCUGCCGGUCCACUGAUAGCAGCUGCGGAUGUUGGCUGCAGGCCGGCCGCCGUAGCCAGCAUACCCUAACAACAGACGCCCGUGGAUAGUCAGACUCGCACCAUACACACUUCCUCCCUCCCCGCCACCAGCACAUUCACAUAGUGAUCCAUUCGGGGGAUGUCGAUCUUGGUGGGUGUGGGGAAGUGGCCGGUCAGGGAGAAAAACCACAGAACACAGCGGUAGAAAUGGCUCUCGGUCGGAUUGUCGGGCAGCUGGAUGCCCACCGCUGUAUAUCUUCAACGAAUUGUGCUUCAUCAGCUCCACAGACAAGAGCUGGCUCCAAUGGUUGAUGACGCUCUCACGGAAGACUCCAUUGUCGACAGCAAAGAUCGCCGCCGGGCGGGGCUUGCGCUUGGCGAGCAU
This is a messenger RNA of Vitrella brassicaformis, 519 nucleotides long. The record is from the annotation of a GenBank genome assembly. Lineage: Eukaryota; Vitrellaceae.